This is a messenger RNA of Symbiodinium natans, 4452 nucleotides long. The record is from the annotation of a GenBank genome assembly. NCBI's taxonomy places the organism in Eukaryota, Dinophyceae, Suessiales, Symbiodiniaceae.
AUGUCUCUUGAUGGGAAUUUGCUGUGCAACAAGAUCGGCGAUCUUCGCGAGCUGCUUUUCCUUGCAGGCUGCACGAGGUUGGAUUCCCUGGCCUUCCAGGAGGGAGCAUCGGCAGAUGCGAAUCCAAUUUGUGAGGAGCCCAACUACCGCUUGUGUGUGGCGCAAGUGGUUCCGUGGCUGCGACUGCUAGAUGGAUCUGCUGCCCAACAAGCUGCAUGGCAAGCUUCUCAGGAGAAUCACCAAGUCAGCGCAUCCAGCGCAACCCCUGACUCGCAUCGCUCCGAGUCUGCUAUGGCAUGGCUCCGUGAAGAGAGUGGCCAUGUGGAGGCCCAGUACAAGGUGGCAGAGCAAGAAGCCGUGGAAGCAGAAGCAGAAGCCUCCACCGCACAGAAGGCAGCGAGACAGGCCAGCGAAGCAAGGACUCAGGCUAUGAAGAAGGCUGAGUCUGAGCGUGAGGCCAGACUCCACGUGGAUCUGGAAGAGAUUGCCAUGGCAGUGCAGAAGCAAGAGGACCACUUUGCUGAGCAGCUUUUGCGACUGACUCGGGCAGAAGGGGAGCAUGCGUCGGUGGAAGCGGCACGGCAGGAGGAGUCGACAGUCCUGGAGCGCGAGCAAGAGCAACUGCAGGAGCUGAGUCUACGUGAGCACGAUGAGGCGGCGCUGGCCGCCCAGUUGAAAAGUGAGAAGGCAGAUGCCGAGCAGCAGCUCUUCGAGUGGGAGAAGCAGAUCCGAGGACCUUUUGCAUCCUGUGCAGAUGCCAGCCUCAGGGCCGAUCUGCUCCAAACCUCCCAGCGCCUUCAGGAAGCCAGGCUGCGCCUCUCGAGCAGUGAUCUGGGAGAUCGAAGCACGCAGAAGCUGCAGCGUGCGGCUACUUCGGCUGUGGUCCAACAAGAGGAGUUGGUCGCCGAGCUGAGACUUCAAGUGAGACAGCUGGGUGAUUUGCAGAGGGCUUGGACUUCUGAAGCCGCUGCAGCCGCUGCCGGUGUGGCUGAGCUGCACGGACGCAUAGCCGACGAAGCGCGAGAAGAUUCUGAAGAGCUGGAAGCUGCUUCUGCUCUCGUUCAGCAUCUUGCAGAUAGCGCAUCACGGUGGCUUUCGGAGGAGAAGCUCAUGCAGGAGGAGGUCGACUCACUUUGUUCCUCCAAGCUUCCUGCCAGCGACGAUCACAAAGGGGCAGGCCUGGAGCUGUUGAGUGAGUAUCGCCAGCUACAUCAGUUGGUGGAGGAGCAGAAGUGUGAGAUGGACGAUGAUGGUGCACAUGCAGUCGGCAUGCUCAAGGACAAGCUGGACGCCGUGCUAGAGCAGGGUGUGCUUGAGAUGGAGCAAAGCCAACGUCGCCUUUCGGCUGCAGAAUUGGCACUGGCGCAGAAGAGCAAGGUUUUGAGGAUGGCUCAGGAGCAGGAAGAGCUAGAUGUGUACGUUCUCAGGGAGAUGGACGAGCAGCUGGAAGCUUUGAAAGAUGAGGAAGUCACGACUGGUCUCAAGGCCAGCAAGAUAUCAGGCACAGCUGAGGUUGAAGAAGUCGCUGCACUUGAGGCCACGGAGGCCGCAAGUCACAUGGAGAAGAACAUUGAGGAGCUCGUGGAAUUGGUUGCUGCUAGCGUGCCACGCGCGAAGUAUGAUGAGCAGCAUCAGGCUAUGGAAGAUGCAGAAGGGGAAAUGCGGCAGCUUCGCAUUGCCGACUCAUCGCUGCAGCAGAGCCUAACGAACCUUCAGGCCGCACUGGAGAGACGAAGAGAGGACCUGUGCAAGCUUCUCAAGGAGUUGCAGCAUCAUCAGAACUCUGGCGACGACAUGUCACAAAAGUUGAAGAUCAAGGUGCAGAUGAUCGCUGAUGCACGCAAUCGCAUGGCUGCGCUGUCAAGCUCAAUGCACCAGGCAGAUGCGCUGCAGCAAGAGCAGGAUGUUUUGUGGAGGGACCGGCUUGCGAAGGACGCGGCGGCAGCAGAGGUCCAGCUAAAGCAUGCCGAUACCCUUCGUGCUGCAGACAGUUCACGGGAGGAUGAGAUUGCAAAGCUGUCAAAGUUGGUACGGGCCAAAGGAGACCGGAACAGCUUUGCAGAACUGCAGCUUGAGGAAGUGCGCAAGAUGACCCAGGACAAAGCCAGUCAGUUCGAAGCCAAAGUGACCCAGCUGGAGAGCCAAAGUGCUCGAGUUCUGCAGGAGGCGAGGCUUGCACAGAGCGAGAUGGAAGAGCGAUUUCGCUCUGAGCGGGCCGAGCAGCAGGAGCAGGAGCAGAGCCACAGGUCACAAGCAGCCCUCCUGCGUGAGCAGCUGAAUGCAGCCCCCGUGGCUCUGGCAGCCUUGUGCCGGCGAGCGCCACACUUCUCAGACGCGAGUGAGAAGUCUUCUGGCUGGCUUCAGUGCCUCAUCUUCUUGAGCGUCUGUGUGCCCAGCGUCGGAAGCUUGCUGGUUGAGUUUUUGAACACGUGUAGCUCUGGGAGCACUCAUGCGAUUGGUCCUGCAACAGGGGAAUCUGAUGAAUCUGAGGUUGAUUUCGACUUCGACACCAUUCUGGAUGUUGACGCUGUGAACCUUGUCUUGGGAGUGCUUGACCCUGCCAGCUGCAGCAAGUACCUCAGCACAUCAGGUCUUUUUGCACGACUCCUGGGUGUCUUUUCCUUUGCCAUGACCCUUCUUCUCGUCCUUCCCACUCUUCUCAUCCGCCAAGUCUCGGUGAACAAUUUCGUGGUUCUGGAAAACAACCGAACGAACCAGGGGGCGCGGCGCCUCGCGCACGAGUCUAACGCAGAGGAUGCAGGCCCGUCGGCAGAGGAGGUCCGCUGCGCCGUCCGCCUGGCGGCUGGCACGUUCAGCGCCGCACUCAGGGGAGCCGAGGAGUCUGUUCAGCAAUAUGUUGGUGAGUUUCGAGAUCUAGCCAAGAGACCUCGUUCCUUCUUGACGCAGGUGCUGAAUUUGGGCUGCAUCGUUUUCUCUGCGCUGAUGCUCUGGAAGGGCCUGAUGGUGGUAACAAAAAGCGAAAGCCCCGUUGUAGUGGUGCUCAGCGGCAGCAUGGAGCCGGGCCUUCAAAGAGGUGACAUCCUGUUUCUCACACUCUUUGGGGAGCCGUUCAAGCCCGGCGAUGUUGUUGUCUUUCAGAUCGAGGGUCGGGACAUUCCGAUUGUCCACAGACUCUUGAACGUGCAUGAAAGACCCGAUGGAACACUUUCCAUGCUCACGAAAGGUGACAACAACCAGGUAGAUGACAGAGGUCUCUAUGCAGCGAGGCAGCUGUUCCUCAGCAAGAAAGAGAUCAUGGGGCGUGCGCAGGCAUAUCUGCCGUACGUCGGAAUGGUCACAAUUUGGUUGAACGACUACCCGUGGCUAAAAUAUGUUUUGAUCGGCUCGAUGGGCUUCUUUGCUUCUCGGUCAUCGCAGUUGCAAGUUGUUGUCUCCUUGGUUCUCAGUCUUCUAAGUGUCCCUUUACAUUCGACGUCGCUGCCAGGCGUGGGUGAUGAGGUGAGAAUGCCGACGGCUCCCGACAUAAAGUCGGAAGACUACUACAAGGUUCUUGGUGUUGAUCGGAGCGCCUCCGACAGUGAAAUCGCCAAAGCUUACAAGAAGUUGGCUUUGAAGUACCAUCCCGACAAGAACCCUGACAACAAAGCCCAGGCAGAAGAAAAUUUUAAGGUCAUAACUGAGGCAUACGAAGUGCUCCAUGACCAUGACAAGCGGAAAGCCUACGACCAGUUUGGCAAAGCCGGCUUGUCCGGCGGGGCUGGGGGGCCUGGAGGAGGACCAGGCGUGUCCUUCCAGCACGCCGACGAGAUCUUCAAGGCUUUCUUCGGCGCUGGGGAUCCGUUCUCCUUCUUUGGGGGCGACGGUGAUGAAGACAUCGGAGGCGGUUGGGUUGCAGCCAUGCUCUGUUUCGUGGGCUUGGGCGACGACUUGCAGGAAUCUUUGGUGGCAAAGGUGGCCUGUGGUGGAAUGGGUGGUAUGGGCGGCAUGCCUGGCAUGGGUGGAGCGGACUUCGGCGGCUUUCCAGGCUUUCCUGGCAUGGCCGGCAUGGGUGGCAUGGGUGGCAUGGGUGGCAUGGGCGGAAUGAUGGGGGGCAAAGGGGAUGCUGUCUCGAAGAUGUCUCGAAGAUGCCUCGAGGCCGUCGUCAUCCAUGGCCUGAAAGCGCCGGAGCACAACUCCAAACAAGGGAAGGUCACUGGGUGGGACGACAGCAAAGGUAGAUACGAGGUCUUGCUGGAGUCUGAGGAGACUACGCUCUCCCUGAAGCCGGCGAAUCUCACGCAGAAAUGCACAAUUAAGAUUGUAGGAAUUGAAUCGCAGCCCGAGUUGCCGGAGCCCCAGCGCCGUGAGACGACACCGGCCAUACCGGCACGAAGAAAAUCCAAGGAACGGGAAGUCUGCACAAAUUCUGAGCUUCGACAAAGAGUGGGGGUGCCCAGUGAAGCUCAGAUGAGGGCAAAGGCUUGUUGCGGUCAGGGAAAGAGAGGCAGGUAG